AUGGAUUGCUUCAGGUGUUCAACAUGCAACAUGACGUUUAAGACCAUGACCCAAUUGGACAAGCAUGAAGAAAAGUUCUGUGUCAAAGGGAUUCUCAGAAAGAGCAGAGAGAGUGACACCCCGCAGGACAUGAUCAAGAAAGUGAAAUACUUUGAGAAGAGCCAUGAAGAGAGGAGGGAGGAGCACGAGAAACAUGAGAGAAAACAGCCGCUGGACCUGCAGAACCCAAAGAUGCACUCAGUGAACCAGAUUCUUGUGCCAGACUGCACUAGGAAAAUCAAGAGUGAACCGACCUGCAAUAAGCAGAAAGCUCUGUGGAUCCAGGAACAAGAUGCACCAAUCAGAGACCUAGCCAAGUAUUAUGGAAUGCAUGUGGCUGACUCUGCAAAUGAAAACAGAAAACAACAGAGAGAGAUUGAUCUUGGGUUGCAGAAACUGAUUGUCCAGACAAAGGCUGUCUCUAAAGUGGAGAAAGUGCUGCUACAGAUGAAGGCCCAGGAGCAGAGGAAUGCUCUGCUUGUGGAGUCUCUCAUAGAACAGCUUCAGCAGGUGCAAAUGGACAGCUCCAGAGGCCACUGCAGACACAGUAACUCAUGCCUGCCCUCCACAAAUAAAAAAGAGAAAGAAACACAUCAUUCACAGAUCUACAUCCCAGUCUAUGGAGGUGGGCCCUUGAGAUCAGAAAUCAGUGCUCUGAGAUUGUUCUAUCUGCAGAAUGGAGGGAACAACCAGCUCAUCUUAGCCCAGCUGAAAGACAUGUUGGACAAUGCCUUACAUAUGGAGAUGCAUCAUGGGAAACUAUAUCAGCCUCCCCUGCCUCAAAGGGACAAGACCAGACAGAUGGAAAAACAGCGCCUGCAGGAGGAGCUCAAGAGGAGGAGGCGGGAUCUCAAGCUCCUCAGAACUGCAUAUACCUAUCCACCCAUCCAACAGAUGAUGAAGACCAUGAAGACAGAGAUUGGUCUGUUACGUCAGGAAAUGAAGAUUAAUCGUUUAAAGCAGAUAAAGACUUUGCAAUCAACCGCCCUAUUGGUACUAACUAGUCUCUACAUUGAGGAAAGAAGAACAAAAACACCAACUCUCUCAAAACAUUUCCUGAAUUUGUCAGAUGGUUUGGGACCUGCCCCAUAUGACCCAAUAGUUGGCUUUGUGGUGUUUUAUGAUUUCCUCCUGGGCCUGAGCCCGAUGUACAGAGCGUGCCGUCUGGUGGUGGGGCUGUACAGUGGGGACCAGGAGAUGGCCAGCCCCUCCUCUCUGCCUCUAGCCUAUUGUGAACCAGCCAGCCUUUCAGCCCAUGUCUUGGAGAAUAAGAAAGGAAACCUGGCCAUGCUCGCAACCAAGCAGGCUGUACCCAGAGUCUACCCCUCCCCUGUGGUUUCCAUUGUACUUGAGCUACAGGCUUCAGGAGGAUACAACCCUUAUGGACAGGAAGUGACACACUUGGUGUCCAGGGGCUGGGUGAAGGUGGAUGUCUUUGAUAGCUACAACCAUGUCAACAGCGGGAGGUGGAAGGCCCCCAUCCGCAUACUUCCAGUCAAGCCGUCUGUGACUACACGUGAGAUGAAUGCUAUUCCACAGUUGGACAAUGCCGAGCUGUACCUGAGAAUUGUGAAUGCCAAAGAUGCCGAUGUGCAGAGUUCCACACACAUUGAUCACAGCAAUGCAUUCCUGUAUAAAUAUCCUCCUCUGUUCAACCACCUAGCCUACACCGAAAGUGUGGACCCUCCUCCCCCCUCUGGACUGAGGUUAGACCGUCCAUCCCUCUCUGGGUUGUUUGCGGAUCACUAG
Molecule: messenger RNA, 1788 nt
Organism: Megalops cyprinoides (Indo-Pacific tarpon)
Lineage: Eukaryota; Metazoa; Chordata; Actinopteri; Elopiformes; Megalopidae
Product: coiled-coil domain-containing protein 17-like
Exons: 13
Coding region: 1-1788 (595 amino acids)
Source: RefSeq, a predicted model, not a curated record